AGCAACGUGCAAACUUCACAACAGAUAACAGACCUCCGCCGCUGCGUGAUCAUCAUUAUCUGAAGUUAUAAUAAUACAUUUUCCGGACAGAAUUUUCACAACUACAGGCAUCUAUAAUGGCCCAGACCGACAUGGAUUCCGGGGAGGAUGGAGGCGGCGGCGGGGAGCCCGAGGUGAUCGCUAAAGCCAGUGUCUUGGGAGGUUUUACCGAGAGCACUGAGAUUCGCCUGAUCUCCAGCCUACCAGUGGUUCACGAGAACAUCGUGACACUGGAGUUAGCCAUAGAGAGGUUCCUCGUGAUAAUGGACCGUUAUCAGGAGCAGCCCCAUCUCCUGGAUCCACAUCUGGAGUGGAUGUUGAACCUGCUGUUGGAGCUCAUCAGGAGUGAGCAGUCUCCUCCUCUACUGGUACACCUGGGCUUCAAAUUCCUCUACAUCAUCUCCAAGGUGAGAGGGUAUAAGAUCUUCAUGCAGCUCUUCCCCCAUGAGGUGGCUGAUGUCCAGCCAGUCUUGGACCUCCUGUGCCGACAGGACCCCAGAGACCCAGAGACCUGGGAGACCCGCUACAUGUUGCUGCUGUGGCUGUCCAUGACCUGUCUGAUACCCUUUGACCUCUCCCGUCUUGACGGUCACCUGAACUCUGACCCCAGCCAGACCAGAGAACCAAUCAUGGACCGCAUCCUGGCGGUCGCCAAGUCCUACCUGAUGGUCACUGAUAAGUCAAGGGAUGCUGCAUCUGUGUUGGUAUCAAAGUUUGUGACACGUCCUGAUGUGAAGCUGAAGCGACUAGGAGACUUCCUGGACUGGAGUCUGACCACCAUCUCUCAGGCCAGUGACCAGACCAUGGGAGGUACUGUGAUCCUGGACGGGGCCCUGCAGUCUCUGGCCCAGCUAUUCAAGCAUGGCAAGAGAGAUGACUUUCUCCAGUACGCUCCGGUGGUGCUGCAGUGUCUGGACCAGUGUCACGUGGCAGAGAGCAGCCAGGCUAUGCUGAGGAAGCUGGGGGUCAAACUGAUACAGAGACUGGGUCUGACCUUCCUCAAGCCCCGACUGGCCAAGUGGAGGUAUCAGAGAGGGAGUCGCUCCCUGGCAGCCAACCUGUCUCUGGCCCAGUCUGGCUCCACAGUCCAGGCUGUUAGUCCAGACAUGGAGACCCAGAGCCAGGAGGAGGACUACGAUAUCCCAGAGGAGGUGGAGAACGUAAUCGAGCAACUGUUGGGUGGGCUGAAAGACAAGGAGACCAUCGUGCGCUGGUCUGCUGCUAAGGGUAUUGGGAGGGUGACCGGGCGACUCCCCAGGGAGCUGGCUGACGAGGUGGUUGGAUCUGUGUUGGAGUGUUUCAGGUAUCAGCUGGUUCAUUUGCAGCUUUGUCGUGUGAUGUGAUGCUAUUUGUCUGUGCCACUGGGGAUCAUCUCGUCAGACAAUAUACAGAUACAUGUUAAAAGGAAAACUCAGCAAAUAAAGAAACGUCCUCUCACUGGCAAUUGUGUUAAUUUUCAGCAAGCUUAACAUGUGUAGGUAUUUGUAUAAACAAAACAAGACUCAACAACUGAGAGAUCAAGUUCCACAGACAUGUGACUAACAGAAAUGGAAUAAUGUGUCCCUGAACAAAGGGGGCGGGGUCAAAAUCAAAAGUAACAGUCAUCAUCUGGUGUGGCCACCAGCUGCAUUAAGUACUGCAGUGCAUCUCCUCCUCAUGGACUGCACCAUAUUGACCAGUUCUUGCUGUGAAAUGUUACCCCACUCUUCCACCAAGGCACCUGCAAGUUCCCAGACAUUUCUGGGAGGAAUGGCCCUAGCCCUCACCCUCCGAUCCAACAGGUCCCAGACGUGCUCAAUGGGAUUGAGAUCCGGGCUCUUCGCUGGCCAUGGCAGAACACUGACAUUCCUGUCUUGCAGGAAAUCACACACAGAACAAGCAGUAUGGCUGGUGGCAUUGUCAUGCUGGAGGGUCAUGUCAGGAUGAGCCUGCAGGAAGGAUACCACAUGAGGAAGGAGGAGGUCUUCCCUGUAACGCACAGCGUUGAGAUUGCCUGCAAUGACAACAAGCUCAGUCCGAUGAUGCUGUGACACACCGCCCCAGACCAUGACAGGCCCUCCACCUCCAAAUCGAUCCCGCUCCAGAGUACAGGCCUCGGUGUAACGCUCAUUCCUUCAACGAUAAACGUGAAUCUGACCAUCACCACUGGUGAGACAAAACCGCGACUCGUCAGUCAAUAGCACUUUUUG
Messenger RNA from Oncorhynchus masou masou (cherry salmon), 2228 nucleotides. Its product is annotated as tubulin-specific chaperone D-like. Gene Ontology annotation, biological process: adherens junction assembly; microtubule cytoskeleton organization; bicellular tight junction assembly. The record is from RefSeq and is a predicted model, not a curated record. Gene Ontology annotation, molecular function: GTPase activator activity; beta-tubulin binding. Lineage: Eukaryota; Metazoa; Chordata; Actinopteri; Salmoniformes; Salmonidae. Gene Ontology annotation, cellular component: lateral plasma membrane.